AUGAAGAAAUUUGAUGAGAUAAGUCGGAAGCAAUACUCACUUCAGACACCCAAUCAGAAGGAAGUGCCAGAUGUUCAAGUAUCCUCUCCUGAGCCUGUGCUGAUAAGAGAAUGCUCGUCAUCAGGAGAAUUUGAGCGUUGUUCCAUCAAACGCUCGAAAUUGAUCAACAACCUAGCCUUCCUGAAACGAUGCCAUGAUACCAACAUUUUGCCUCCUGGCCUUCGUGUCCGAGAUCCCAUCCGGAACACGAAGUCUCAAGGUAUUGUUCACCAGUACAGCCUAGCCCUUCUCCGACACCGCAUCCAAGCCACAAGAUUGACCCUGGCACACCUAGACAGACAACUUUCCACUGCACAGGAUCAUGUCGCUACAGCGGUUUCGACUGAAGACUUCACCAAGAUCAAGAGAAUGGCAGAGAGUGUCUGCCGCCAUGUCUUCGGGUCAACUCGCUGCCGACAGAUCAAGAAAUUCAGUCGCCUCUCCAAGAACCAGAGUAAAUCCCAUAUUCCCAGUCGGACUAUAGGAUCUUCUAUAUCCUCAUGUCCAUACCCUACUAAGCCCCACCUCCAUUCACGAACUGCGUUCACAAGGCAAACCGUGGUCAACCUCAGUCACCGCCACUUGUCACACACGGAAUCCAGAGUCCUUGCCCUCGGUAUGAAGUUCACCUUGGUCCCGCGGUCCCCUCCAAUAGUAGACAUCAUUCAGUCCGUUGAGCCAGCCCUUCGCCACCUGAACAAGAGCGCUGCAGACGAUGCCCGCCUCCACAUCAGCCAAGCCCUCAAGAACCACAAGCCCGUCAAGCCCAACAUCUCCAAGACCGAACAGCAAGCCAUCAAAAGCCUACUAAGAGAUCACUCCAUCCACAUCCUAACUGCAGACAAGGGGAACGCAACUGUCGUCAUGGACAAAGCUGACUAUGACUGUAAGGUCCCUACCAGCCCCUUCACAAGAACCCCAUACCUUCCAUCCAAAAGAGAUUCCAUGCUAAGCUCCUAG
Molecule: messenger RNA, 999 nt
Organism: Acanthaster planci (crown-of-thorns starfish)
Lineage: Eukaryota; Metazoa; Echinodermata; Asteroidea; Valvatida; Acanthasteridae
Source: RefSeq, a predicted model, not a curated record